AAAUACAUGGUGACAGUAGUCACUACAAACUGACACCCUGUAACUUGUUGAGAAAGGUGUGAGUAUCAGCUCCACCUCCUCUCUUUUCUGGGAUGGCUCCUUUUCCCCUUUAAGCUCAGGGAGAUGGUACUGUUACUUCUUUAUACAUAUCUAUUUGUAUAACGCUGGCAUCCCAGAAACUGCUGGAGAAGCCAGGACCAUACUGUGCCAUGCAGAAUAGAAAUAUAGAACAGCUUGACUGGGGAUUGGGCCCUAAGAAAAGUGCAAAGAUGUGUAGAGAACAUCGAUCUGCUGUGAAGGGAAUCAGAUGUAGUUUCAGCCUCGUAAUUCACAACAUCUAAGGAAAACUGUGCUUAUCAUAACCCCCAGGUCUUGUCACAGGAAAGGACCAUGAGGUGCUAAAGCCUGCCUGGCUCUGAUCCUUGCUGUUUGCUGUACCAAGUUCUCCCUCUGGGAGGUUUGAUACAGAACUGAGCAAAUGACGUUUCUUCUGCCUGUUUGCAUGUUUUGGCUGCUAUUGCUCUUCCCUGAAUCUGCUUCCAUGAAUCAUGGAUAAGCCUGCUGGCCUUAUCUGUUUGUGACAGUUCAGGGCCGGUUGCAGGUUCUGAAACUCAGGAAAAAGGAAAACAGAAAAUGAAGCCAAAGAGCCGAGCAGAAGUGUCACAGAGAUGUGACAGAGGUGCAGUGCGGACGUGGAAGGGACCUCCCUUCUUCAGAGUCAUUUGUGUAGUGCAAACGAUAGCUUCCUACAAUACACUGCCGCGGGAAGCCAGUCUUUGGAAAAGAAGCUUAAACGAUUCUGCCAAAAACUUUGCAACAAAGUCUUCCAAGUUUCCGAAAUACGAUGGAAAAUAUCCUUCGGGGUCAGCAAGUUGAACUGCAAGCCCUUCCCAGGACUGUAACCAGAAACACAGAAAGAGGGAUCUGUUCCAACAGAGGCUGCUGGGACCAGAAGCAGCAGGGGAGGACACCACUGCAAACAGCCUUCACUCCACGCAGGGCACUGUCCGUGCAUGGGUGGGAGCCGUGCUGCUAUGGCCCCGGAGCAGGUCAAUGCCUGGCUGAUCCUGUGCGUGUUUGCUGGAUCCCAGAGGCUCACAGAUGAACAUCCUUACAGGAGGGAUGGUGCCGGCGCCAACACUCCCCAUCGCAGCCCAGAGGAUGCUGACAUCGUGUUAGAGAUGCUGUGGGGAGGGCUGGAUGUUCAGGCCAACGGGACAGUCCGGCUGCGGGAUGAAGAGCUGGCCUCCCUGCGCCCGGCACGGUGGUUCAUGCACGUUUUAGAGGAGGAAGUUCCCAAAACACCAGCAGAGAUUGAGCAGCACUUGAGCUACUAUUCACUGACUGAUACCCCCUUGCCUCCAGUGGGGUUUGACCGCCUGCUUUUCACCAGUGUUUACUGCGCCUAUCAGGUUCGCUCCACGCAGGGUCUGGAUAAAAAUCUCUGGAUUGGUUUUUUCUCCCAACUGGUGGAUGAAAUCUUUCGUGACCUCUGCAAGGGGCUCUGCCCUGCAAACACCACCCUGCUCCUGGCUUCCUGGCCCUGGAAGGAGAAGCCUUCUCAUUUAGCAUCCCUGAAACAUCUCUACUGCUCUAACCUGGCCAGGACCAAGAGAGACACUUAAUAAAGGAAACUACCAUAGGAAAGGACACACCUGACUUCAGCUGCAUCCUUGGUUAUGUUGGUUUCCACAUUAUUCAGGACUUUGUGCAAAUACACCACACCUUUUUGUCCUCUCUCUGUGAUGCACUGCCAACUCUGUAAGGAUUUCUGCACAAGCUUUUAAGUUAAAUAGGACAAAACCAUAAAGUGCAUUUCACUCUCUCCUUUUUGUUUUUGUUCUGCUUGUGUUUUGGGUUUAAGUGGGCUGUGCUGAAGGGGGCAGUGCUAUUCAGAUGUGUUAUCUGUCAAUCUCUGAUGCUUACUGGAGAGGUGCCCUGGCAGUGUUUUUCCAGGAAGUCACACUGCUGUCCUAGCUGACUUCAUUCAGAUCAGUCAGUUCAGCCUCCUUGUAUUCCUCCUGUGGUCUCAGCCAAAUACAGCAUCUUUUCUCCUUUUUUUAAACCAGCUAAGCAGAUUUUAUUGUGUUUCAUGAUACAGGUCACCUAUUUAAUUUCAGCUUUCUGCUCAUGUGGCGUCACAUUUUAUGUGUCCAUAAUAAUUUCCCAUCACAAGUAUCCACUUUUAUUUAAAAAGAAACCUGAAAAUAUAUGUAUUCCGUGAGGCAUUCUAGCAUUUGCAUAUCAUAUUUACACAUGUACUCUGCUUUGUGCCAGUUAUCAGGAAUAUACUUCCUUAGGGCUCAUUUAAAUUCCUGAGGAUUGUGACCUAGUUAUUUCUGGAGCAGAUUUUACCUCUUCUAUGAAGUUUAUUUUGUACAGCUAUGGCAUUUUACAAGCCAAACAUAAUAAAUAUGUGAUCUCCAUCCUCAAAAUGAGAAAUAUGAUUAUUGUAUAGAAAGAGAUCAUUAACUUUUCUCUGUUUUACACACUGCAAUGUGGAAUUAAAUAAA
Pezoporus occidentalis (night parrot) is the source of this 2513-nucleotide messenger RNA. It is a transcript of the gene FAM180B, whose product is annotated as family with sequence similarity 180 member B. NCBI's taxonomy places the organism in Eukaryota, Metazoa, Chordata, Aves, Psittaciformes, Psittacidae. Bases 1014 to 1625 code for a protein of 203 amino acids. The record is from RefSeq and is a predicted model, not a curated record. The transcript has 3 exons.